Molecule: messenger RNA, 1425 nt
Organism: Chenopodium quinoa (quinoa)
Lineage: Eukaryota; Viridiplantae; Streptophyta; Magnoliopsida; Caryophyllales; Amaranthaceae
Product: desmethylxanthohumol 6'-O-methyltransferase-like
Exons: 2
Coding region: 37-1140 (367 amino acids)
Biological process (GO): methylation
Molecular function (GO): protein dimerization activity; O-methyltransferase activity; S-adenosylmethionine-dependent methyltransferase activity
Source: RefSeq, a predicted model, not a curated record
AUUCAAAUACACAAUAAUAUAUAUAUAGUCUCAAAAAUGGGGAGCACAGAAAUAAACAUUAGCAAUGCUAAUGAAGAUGUUGAGCUCCUCAAAGCACAUGCCGAGGUGUACAACCAUCUCUUUGGCUACGCCGAUACCCUUGCCCUAAGAACAGCCGUGGAGCUCCGCAUUGCGGACAUAAUCCACUCCCAUGGCCACCCAAUAACCUUAUCUCAAAUAGCCUCGAAAAUCGAGGCUCCCUCCCUAGAUGUCACGUACCUUGGACGUGUCAUGAGAAUGCUAGUCCGUAAAAAAAUAUUCACCAUAGAAUAUAAUAACCAGACAUCAGGUGAAGAAGUCGUACCCUUAUAUGGUAUAACCACAACAUCUAAGUGGCUCUUGUACGAUCAAGACCUUAGCCUUGCCCCUAUGUUCCUAACCCUUUCGGACCCUUUGAUCACGAAACCAUGGUACGAGUUUAGUCGUUCGAUUAAGGAGGGUGGGAUGCCAUUUGUUAAGGCACAUGGAAUGUCUGUUUGGGAAAUGGCAUCUAAAAAUAAAGAGUUCAAUAAUUUGUUUAAUGUUGGAAUGACUGCUGCUACUAAACCUACCUUAGAUGCUGUUAUUAAAGGGUACAAAGAUGAGUUUAGUAAGUUGGAAGGAACAUUGCUUGUUGAUGUUGGUGGUGGUACCGGAAAUUUGAUGGCCGAAAUCCUUAAGGCGUACCCUAAGAUUAAAGGUAUUAACUUUGAUCUGCCUCCUACGGUUGCAAGUGCUCCUCAACAUUCCGGUGUCACCCAUGUUGGUGGCGACAUGUUUAAGGAGAUUCCGUCUGCUGAUAAUGUCAUCAUCAAGUCGGUCUUACACGACUGGGCAGAUAAGGAAUGCUUAACGAUCCUAAAGAACUGUCAAAAGGCGGUAUCUGAGAAGAAAGGAAGGGUGAUCAUAGUUGAUAUAGUUCUUCAUCCUGAUGGACAUGGGAUUUUUGACGACGCAACGAUUUCCCUUGAUCUUUUGAUAAUGGCCAAUACUGAUGGUGGCAAAGAGAGGACUGAAGAUGAAUGGAAGAAACUGCUGAAAGAAGCUGGUUUUACUCGCAUUAACUUCAUACCACUUCAAACUAUUAUGUCAUUUUCAGUUAUUGAGGCUUUUCUUCAGUAACUGUGAUUUAUAUAAGAAAUGUUGCCAGUUAAAAAAUCUUAGACUUUAGGCAGCAUUACUAUUGGAGAAAGAAUAAUAUGGACUCUUACAUUAUUGUUAUAACCUAUUAAUCUACGUUCAUUUGAGAAAGGUAGUCAAGAUGUAUGGUGAAAAUUGUUCUUUGUAUACGGACUACAUUAUGGAUUAUAAUAUGUGUAAUUUCUGUUUAAGUCAAGGUCAUAUAUGAAAUGUAACUAAUUUAAAGCUAGUAAAGGGAAACACCAAAAAUGGCAAAUAUUUAGUAAA